Colletotrichum graminicola M1.001 is the source of this 216-nucleotide messenger RNA. Its product is annotated as glucose-repressible protein. NCBI's taxonomy places the organism in Eukaryota, Fungi, Ascomycota, Sordariomycetes, Glomerellales, Glomerellaceae. The transcript is spliced from 2 exons. The record is from RefSeq and is a predicted model, not a curated record. Bases 1 to 216 code for a protein of 71 amino acids.
AUGGAUACCAUCAAGAACGCCGCCAACUACGUCUCUGAGUCCGUCCAGAGCGCCGGUGCUACCGCUUCCAAGGAGGCCAACAAGAACGUCGCCAAGGACAGCGAUGCUGGCAUCAUGAACCGUGCCUCCGCUGCCAAGGACGCCGUUGGCGACAAGGUCGACGAGUCCAAGCACGACGCCAAGGGCGAGGGCUACAAGCAGGCUGCCAAGAACUAA